Messenger RNA from Cucurbita pepo subsp. pepo (vegetable marrow), 576 nucleotides. Lineage: Eukaryota; Viridiplantae; Streptophyta; Magnoliopsida; Cucurbitales; Cucurbitaceae. The record is from RefSeq and is a predicted model, not a curated record.
GUGAGCAAAACAUGGCUCAUAUUGCUGUGGAGAGGAAUAGGAGAAGGCAGAUGAAUGAACAUCUUAGGGUUUUGAGAACUUUGACACCUUGUUUCUAUAUCAAAAGGGGAGAUCAAGCGUCGAUAAUUGGGGGAGUGAUCGAGUUCAUUAAGGAGUUGCAUCAGGUUUUGCAAUCGUUGGAGUCGAACAAACGGAGGAGGAAGAGUGUAAGUCCGAGCCCGAGUCCGAGGCCGUUGGUGGCGGUUGCCGAUGGAUUUGAAAAUGGAGUUGAUGUCGGAGCUUGUUGUAACUCGUCGGUGGCGGAUGUCGAAGCGAAGAUUUCAGGUUCGAACGUGCUGUUGAAGAUCAUUUCUCGACGAAUUCCCGGGCAACUUUCGAAGAUGAUUAGUGUGUUGGAGAGGCUGUCGUUUGAGGUUCUUCAUCUCAACAUCAGUAGUAUGGAUGACACUGUUCUUUACUCUUUUGUUGUCAAGAUAGGGCUUGAAUGUCAGCUAAGUUUGGAUGAAUUAGCCUUUGAAGUUCAACAAAGCUUCUGCUCUCAACUUUACUUAUGCCAGUGAAGAACAUAAUUUAAGG